AUGUCGAGCGUUUUCUUCUACGAACCUUUCUACGACUUUGACCGCUUCUUUGACGAGGCCUUCUCAUCUCGCCAAGGAAACUCACGAAACCAAGUACAACAACGAAAUUCUAACGGUCAGUCUGGUAUCGUGCGGUCCUUCAAGCCAAGAAUGGAUCUUCAUGAAGACUCCGAGAAGAAUCUUGUCACUGCGACGUUUGAGCUUCCCGGACUCGUCAAAGAGAACGUGAACAUCGACGUUCACGAUAAUCGCCUCACUGUCGCUGCCGAGUCUAAGCAGGCCAGCGAGUAUCAAGAAAACGGCUAUGCCGUCCGCGAAAGACAGUACGGAAAGUUUUCGCGUACCCUGCAGCUCCCCAAGGGAAUAAAGAGCGAGGAAAUAAAGGCAAAUAUGGAGAACGGUAUCCUUACCGUCACUUUCCCAAAGUCGUCGCCCGAGCUGGCCCCAAAGAAAAUCACUAUUGCAUAG
This is a messenger RNA of Psilocybe cubensis, 468 nucleotides long. RefSeq lists its product as uncharacterized. The record is from RefSeq and is a predicted model, not a curated record. Bases 1 to 468 code for a protein of 155 amino acids. Gene Ontology annotation, biological process: response to hydrogen peroxide; protein complex oligomerization; protein folding. Lineage: Eukaryota; Fungi; Basidiomycota; Agaricomycetes; Agaricales; Agrocybaceae. The transcript is spliced from 3 exons.